AGCAGAGGGGACUUACUUCCUAUACCCAACCAGCAGGGAGGAUUCCUCUCAGCAGCCACGUAGGCAUUCUCUUCUCUCUGGAGGAAAAGGCCCAGCAGCUGUCGGAGGAAAAGGCCCAGCAGCUGUCAGAGCAAAGGACAUGUCGCAGCUAAGUAAGAAUUUGGGUGAUUCGAGUCCCCCGGCGGAGGCCCCUAAGCCUCCGGUCUACAGCCGCCCUACGGUUCUGAUGCGGGCUCCGCCCGCCUCCUCCCGGGCUCCGCCAGUCCCCUGGGAUCCACCUCCAAUUGAUUUGCAGGCUUCACUGGCCGCUUGGCAGGCACCUCAGCCUGCCUGGGAGGCUCCACAGGGCCAGCCGCCUGCCCCUGUGGCUCCGAUAGCCCAGCCGAUGGCCCAGCCCCCAGCCCUAGGGGGCCCGAUGGUCCAGGCUCCCCCGCUGGGAGGCCCGAUGGGCAAGCCCCCGACCCCCGGAGUGCUGAUGAUCCACCCUCCCCCUCCGGGAUCCACGAUAGCCCAGCCGCCGACUCCGGGAGUCCUGAUGAUGCAUCCUUCGGCUCCCGGAGCGCCCAUGGCCCACCCUCCCCCUCCGGGGACCCCGAUGGCCCACCCUCCCCCGCCGGGAACCCCGAUGGCGCAUCCGCCCCCUCCGGGGACCCCGAUGGUGCAUCCUCCACCUCCGGGAACCCCGAUGGCGCAUCCUCCCCCGCCGGGGACACCGAUGGCCCACCCCCCACCUCCGGGGACACCGAUGGCCCACCCUCCCCCACCGGGGACACCGAUGGCUCAGCCUCCAACUCCGGGAGUCCUGAUGGCCCAGCCGCUGACUCCGGGAGUCCUGAUGGUACAACCUCCUGCUCCGGGAGCCCCGAUGGCCCAGCCUCCGCCCCCAGGAGCCCUGAUGGCCCAGCCUCCGCCUCCUGGAGCCCAGAUGGCCAAGCCUCCCGGUCCUGGAGUCCUGAUGAUCCACCCGCCAGGUGCGAGAGCUCCAAUCACCCAGCCUGCAGCUACGGGAGCCCAGAUGGCGCAGCCUGCGGCCCCACCUGCACAGCCUCUGGCUUCUUGGGCCCCACAGGCUCAGCCUCUGAUCCUGCAAAUCCAGUCACAGGUCAUAAGGGCCCCUCCUCAGGUUCCACAGGGCCCGCAGGCACCACCAGCACAGCUGGCCACACCCCCGGCCUGGCAGGCCACCUCACCGGGAUGGCAGGCUCAGCCUCAAGGCUGGCAGGCCACACCCCUUGCCUGGCAGGCCACACAGGUCACCUGGCAGGCUCCGACGAUUGCCUGGCAGGCGCCGCCACCUGUGCGCCAGGGCCCCCCGCCCAUCCGGCCGGGCCCACCGCCCAUCCGCCCGGGACCCCCACCUGUGCGCCAGGCACCACCCCCGAUCCGCCAGGCACCACCACUGAUCCGCCAGGCACCGCCACCCAUUCGGCCCGCCCCACAGGUCCUGGCCACUCCACCACCACUGUGGCAGGCCCUGCCGCCGCCGCCGCCACUGCGGCAGGCCCCGCAAGCUCGGCUGCCUACCCCGCAGGUGCGGGCAGCCCCCCAGAUGCGGGCGGCGCCACAGAUGCGGGCAGCGCCACAGGUGGUCACGGCCCCUUCAGCAACGCAGUUGCCCACGGCGCCUCCCACUGGCCCACAGGCACCCCAUGCCACGCUGUCGGCCCCUCUGUCAGCCCCGCAGGCUGUGCACUGCCCACCUAUCAUCUGGCAGGCCCCUAAAGGCCAACCCCCAGUGCCGCACGAGCUGCCGACGUCGAUGGAGUACCAGGAAGUGCAGCAAGCUCAGGCUCUGGCCUGGCAGGCGCCGAAGGUCCCGGGGCAAUUCUGGCAGCCUGUGCCCACCCAGGAUGCCCAAAGGCAGGGGCCACCACUGGUUCAGGUGGAGCAGCCCUUUCAGGGGGUCCCCGCCUCCCAAAAGGCCCUGCAAAUCCAGCUGCAAACCCAGCAGGCGCAGCCCACGGGCCCGCAAACAGAGCUGCCCACCCUGCAACUCCAGCCCUCCUGGCAAGGCCCCCCUGCAGUCUUGCAGGGCCAGCCCGGAGCUCCCAUAGCGGCAGCAAAUUUUCCCGUAGGCUCCGCUAAAUCACUGAUGACUCCAUCGGGAGAAUCCAGGGCCUCUUCCGUAGAUCGCAGGACCUCUUCAAAGGAACGCAGGACCUCUUCAAGGGAACGCAGGGCUCCUUCCAAGGACCGCAUGAUCUUUGCAGCCACUUUCUGUGCUCCGAAGGCAGCGUCAGCUGUCCGACCAAACCUGCCAACUGCCUGGAAAACCUUGCCUGCCAUGCCUGAGACCUUCACUGCCACCUCCAGGGUUUUCCCAGCUACCUCCCAGUUCCAGCCUGCCUCAUCCAAUGCCUUUAAGGGCCCGUCUGCCACCUCAGAGACCCCAAAGUCACUGCCACUUGCUCUGCAGGACCCCUUUUCCUGUGCGGAGGCUCUGCCUGCAGUUCCAUGGGUUCCACAGCCCAAUGUGAAUGCCUCCAAGGCAUCCAAGGCGGUGCCCACCACCCUGAUGGCCUCGGCAGCUGUGCCCAAGGCAAUGGCCACCACUCAGGAGGCCUCAAAGACCUCAGCUGAGCCUCCCCGGCGCUCAGGCAAGGCCACCCGGAAGAAGAAGCAUCUGAAUACUGAAGAGGACAGCAGUGGGCAGCUGUUGCCCCUGCGUGACUGGCAGGCCCCCAGGCCCUGGGAAAAUAUGAACUUGAAUGGCUGGGAGGUUCAAAAUGCUAUCCAGGUCCUGGGUGAUUUGGAGGGCCCAAACACCUCCCGCAGCCUGAGUGGCUGGGAGGGCCCUAGUACCUCCAGGAUCCUGAGCGGCUGGGAGGGGCCCAGCACGUCUUGGGCCCUGAGUGCCUGGGAGGGCCCAAGCACCUCGCGGGCCCUAGGUCUCUGGGAAAACCCAGGUAGCCCCCAGCCCUUGAUCAUCUCUGAGCUCCCCAGCCUCUCUCAGGGAUUUGGUACUAGCCCUGAUGGGCCGAGGCUGGAGACGCAGCCACUGUCUCCCUUGGAUGAGAGAGCAAAUGCACUGGUGCAAUUCCUCUUAGUCAAGGACCAAGCCAAGGUGCCCAUCAAACGCUCAGAGAUGGUGAGAUUUAUCAUCCGUGAAUAUAAAGAUGAGUGCUUAGAUAUCAUCAACCGUGCCAACAAUAAGCUGGAGUGUGUCUUUGGUUAUCAAUUGAAGGAAAUUGAUCCCAAAAACCACUCUUAUAUCGUCAUCAACAAGAUGGGGCCUCAUAAGGGUGAAUCGGCGGCAUCUUAUUUAGACACACCCAAGUUAGGCCUCCUGAUGGUGGUCCUCAGUCUGAUCUUUAUGAAAGGCAACUGUGUCAGGGAGGAUAUGAUCUUUAAUUUUCUGUACAAGUUAGGGUUGGAUGUCCGAGAGACGCAUUCUCUCUUUGGAAAUACAAAGAAGCUCAUCACUGAUGUGUUUGUAAGGCAGAAGUACCUAGAGUACAGGCGAGUCCCCCAUACGGAGCCAGCAGAAUAUGAGCUCCUCUGGGGCCCCCGAGCCUUCCUUGAAACCAGCAAGAUGCUUGUCCUGAGGUUUUUGGCCAAGCUCCAUAAGAGAGAUCCGCGUUGCUGGCCAUUCCAGUACUUGGAAGCACUGGCAGAGUGUGAGUCUGAAGAUCUGGAUGAAGAGGAGUCUGGGCCCGGCGAUAAAGCCAGCGACCCUGAUAGCGGUUCCCCUCCCCGCUAAUAAGAUUUAGCAGAUAUCUUGUUCCUCUGGGUCCCCGGCUAAGGCCACUGACAGGGUGGGAGGGGGGCACGUUUUGUUUCUGGUGUUUAUGUUCCAGUUCUAUGUGUGUACGUUUGGAUUUCAGUUUGAUUUAGUACCUGCCAAAGCUUUGUACAUUUUCAUGUGGUGUUGAUUUCAAUUGGCUACUGUUCUGUUUGGUAUUCUGGCAUCUGUAUUUUUAAGUGAGAUCUGUGAUUCUCUGUUUUGUGUUACAAUUGUUAUGUUUUGGUAUCAGAGUUGUGCUGGCUUUGUGAAUUGAAUUGAAAAGCUGUCCAUCUCAUUCUGGUACAGAUUAUGUAGUAUUGAAUUAUGUAGUUUGUUCUUUGAACAUUAAAAUGACUCAUCAGUAAAAGCUGUCUGCAGAAAAAUAAAUAUCUAUAUCUAUAUAUAUAAAUAUACUUUC
Manis pentadactyla (Chinese pangolin) is the source of this 4142-nucleotide messenger RNA. It is a transcript of the gene MAGEL2, whose product is annotated as MAGE family member L2. Gene Ontology annotation, biological process: negative regulation of transcription by RNA polymerase II. Lineage: Eukaryota; Metazoa; Chordata; Mammalia; Pholidota; Manidae. The record is from RefSeq and is a predicted model, not a curated record. Bases 140 to 3700 code for a protein of 1186 amino acids. Gene Ontology annotation, cellular component: nucleus. The transcript has a single exon.